Messenger RNA from Lutra lutra (Eurasian river otter), 2030 nucleotides. It is a transcript of the gene BTD, whose product is annotated as biotinidase. The transcript is spliced from 4 exons. The record is from RefSeq and is a predicted model, not a curated record. Lineage: Eukaryota; Metazoa; Chordata; Mammalia; Carnivora; Mustelidae. The coding region runs from base 145 to 1743 and encodes 532 amino acids. Gene Ontology annotation, molecular function: hydrolase activity, acting on carbon-nitrogen (but not peptide) bonds, in linear amides.
GCAACAUUCCACUGUUCACUUGGUCAGAUGAUUGAGCAGAAGUGAUGACAGUCCUCCUCCCCAGGAUUCACAAGCGCUGGGAGCAACUCCUUGCAAUCCAACUGUGAUUAUAGGAUUCUUCUGUGAUUUAUCCAAGGCCCUUCCAUGCAGACUUUAUUUACGGUCUGCAUUAUGUCUGGGGUCGGCCGCCAGCUUGCUCUUUUCCUCUGCGGCUGCUACGUGGUUGCCCUGGGAGUCCACGCCAAGGAGCCACGCGUGGCCAGUCACCACGAGGCUGAACACUACAUGGCCGCCGUGUAUGAGCACCAAUCCAUCUUGACCCCCGACCCCCUGGCUCUCAUGAGCCGCAAGCAGGCCUUGGAGCUGAUGAACCAGAACCUCGACAUCUAUGAGCAGCAAGUGAUGAUCGCAGCCCAAAAGGGCGUACAGAUUAUAGUGUUUCCAGAAGAUGGCAUUCAUGGAUUCAACUUUACAAGAACAUCUGUUUACCCAUUUUUGGACUUCAUGCCAUCUCCCCGGUUGGUCAGGUGGAACCCAUGCCUGGAGCCCCACCGAUUCAAUGACACAGAGGUCCUCCAGCGCCUGAGUUGUAUGGCCAUCAAGGGAAACAUGUUCCUGGUGGCCAAUCUCGGGACGAAGCAGCUUUGUCAUCGCAAUGACCCGGGGUGCCCAAAUGAUGGAAGAUACCAGUUUAACACGAAUGUUGUGUUCAGCAAUAAUGGAACCCUUGUUGACCGCUACCGCAAACACAACCUCUACUUUGAGGCAGCUUUCGAUGCCCCUCUCGAAGUGGAUCUCAUCAUCUUUGAUACCCCCUUUGCUGGCAAAUUUGGAAUCUUCACCUGCUUUGAUAUAUUGUUCUUUGAGCCUGCCAUUAGGCUCCUCCAAGACCCUGAGGUGAAGCAUGUUGUGUACCCAGCUGCCUGGAUGAACCAGCUCCCGCUUUUGGCGGCCAUUCAGAUUCAGAGAGCUUUUGCCAUUGCGUUCGGCAUCAACUUUCUAGCUGCUAACAUCCACCACCCAACUCUGGGGAUGACUGGAAGUGGUAUACACAGCCCUCGGAAAUCCUUUUGGCAUCAUGACAUGGAAGAUUUCAGAGGUCAUCUUAUAAUAGCACAAGUAGCCAAAAAUCCGCUGGGUCUCAUUGGUACGGAGAAUGCCACGGGUAAAAUGGACCCGUCCCACAAUAAGUUUUUAGAACUCUUGGCAGGUGACCCAUACUGUGAAAAGGAUGCUCAGGAAGUCCACUGUGACAGAGCUACCAAAUGGAACAUGAACGCUCCUCCCACAUUUCACUCGGAGAUGAUGUAUGACAAUUUCACCCUGGUCCCUGUGUGGGGAAAGGAAGGCUACCUCCGUGUCUGUGCAAAUGGCCUCUGCUGUCAUUUACUUUACCAGAGGCCCGCUUUGUCCAAAGAAUUGUAUGCCCUGGGGGUCUUCGAUGGUCUCCACACUGUUCAUGGCACUUACUACGUUCAAGCCUGCGCCCUGGUCAAGUGUGGGGGUCUUGGCUUUGACACUUGUGGGCAGGAGAUCACAGAGGCCACGGGGAGAUUUGCGUUUCACCUGUGGGGGAACUUCAGUACUUCCUAUAUCUUUCCUCUGCUUCUUACCUCAGGGAUGACCCUGGAAACCCCUGAUCAGUUUGGCUGGGAGAGUGACUACUCUUUCCUGAGGAAGAGGGGACUGUCCUCUGGCCUGGUGACAGCAGCUCUCUACGGGCGGCUGUAUGAGAGGGACUAGGGCCGUGUGGGGUGGGUGGCUCUGCCCUUUCCCAGGCUGCCGCUCAGGAGCCCUGGGACCACCUCUCCGCCCCAGACUACCAUCGUGGCAGCUGUGGGACAAAGUAGGAGAGGCUGAUUCCCCCAGUGGCUUUUCCUCUUCCACGUGAAUUAUCGAGUCUUUUCUGGCAGUCUCUGCUCACAUUUAUUGUUUCCAAGUCACAUCUUCCUCCAGCCAAUCUCUCAUUUCACAGUUGGUUUUUAGAACUAGAACAAUAAAUGUCAGUUGAUAGUUUACACACCCACAAA